AUGGCGACGCUGGACAGCGACAUGUUCAAGUGUUGUCACAGGCUGGACGUGCUGCGAUGGGUGCAGGACGACUAUGCGCUCUCUCUUCUCGAGCGCGCGACAACCCAAGUACGCCCCAUUAUGGCGAAACGAAAGUGGACCGUUCCCUUAGUAGCAGAAUUCUACCCGGACGCAGCGCGGCUGCUCGGCCUCAACCACAACCACGGCGCAAAAAUCCAGAUUCGGCUCCGCUCACCAAACAACCCUGAAGUAUUCCUUCCGUACGAAAACAUCCUCGGCACGCUGCUCCACGAGCUAACGCACAUUGAAAUCGGGCCACACAACGACGCCUUCUACGAGCUGCUGGACGAGCUGAAGCAAGAGUGCGACGAGCUAAUCUGGAGCGGGAACGAUGGAACGAAAAGCGAAGAGGCGUUUGCAGGCAAGGGAAGGCGGGUGGGGCAGGGGGUAACCAUGACGGUUCCGAGGCGUCGGGCGGGUGUGUCGGCAGCGGCAGCCGCGAGAAAUAGGCAGAGGAUAGAAAGUCUGAUGCCAAAGGGGGGACGAAAGCUGGGCGGUAGUGCAGGUAUUGCUAGACUGUGUGACCCGAGGGAAAUGGCUCUUGCUGCGGCGCAGCGAAGGGCAAAUGAUGAGGUUUGGUGCGGGGGGUCCGUAGAAGUUGUCGAGCUCGAUGACGAUGAAGAUGCAUAGCCGGAAGCGCAAAUUCGCGCAUCAAAGGAAUUCUCCAGCGCCAUCUGCAACUUGCCCAGCUCCAGCCAGACCGGGUGCCUGUGAGACAGAACGCUGCCGCUAUGGCGGCUCUGAAGAGGUUGGAGCGGAAGUGAUAGGCAUGUGGCGUGGGAUAGAUGGGGCACGAGUUGAUUGUUCUGUGGUUCCGCAAGGCUCUAAUGCCGGAAGUGGGGCGUUUGUUGCCUGGAUUCCUACACCUUUGAGAUAUCUGGGUGCGAGAGGUUUUGGAUAAAAAAGGCGUUGCCGAGCACGGCCGCGCAUGUAGUGUAUAUAUACGGGUAGUAUUGUGAUGUCGUCCAGAAGUAGAUAUUCGACGAAAGCUGACAGCAAUCAUUCUGAGAGGCAUCCAAUAUCAACAGUCUUUUGUGUACGCACAACGUUGUCACUGACACAAUUCUGUCAACGCUUCACUGGUAACUCUCAGCGUCACAACUCGUCUGAUGAUCAGCGGUGCAGAAGAAGAAUGAGCUCAAACCACUGCUGAACCUCCAGGGUGCUGUCGUAGACGCUUCUGCAUACACAUUUGACAGCAACACGGCCCGGUUCUGCAGUGGCAUAGCGCAUCAAAAAAGCCCCCGCAGCCAGAGGCACUGACCGAGCAAAGAGCUCAAUGGCGAGUCGAGCUGUUCACUGAACAAUACCUCCCGCCUUUCGUGCCCCGAUUUAUGUCUGCUAUCCUCCCUCUGAUCAAAUAUCGUAUCCGCUGGGUUCCUUAUUCCCUUGCCGACAAUGAGAUGUGCAGCGUUUGCCUUACCCCACGUUCAUUUUUGCACACUGCCUUCUAGUGUCGAGAUGACAAGUGAUCCCAGAUGAGGACACUUUUAAACUUUACAAUCAAGAUAGUUUAGAUUA
Molecule: messenger RNA, 1581 nt
Organism: Chondrus crispus (carragheen)
Lineage: Eukaryota; Rhodophyta; Florideophyceae; Gigartinales; Gigartinaceae
Exons: 2
Coding region: 1-690 (229 amino acids)
Source: RefSeq, a predicted model, not a curated record